Messenger RNA from Rhopalosiphum maidis (corn leaf aphid), 339 nucleotides. RefSeq names its product ubiquitin-like. Bases 1 to 237 code for a protein of 78 amino acids. NCBI's taxonomy places the organism in Eukaryota, Metazoa, Arthropoda, Insecta, Hemiptera, Aphididae. The transcript has a single exon. The record is from RefSeq and is a predicted model, not a curated record. Gene Ontology annotation, cellular component: nucleus; cytoplasm. Gene Ontology annotation, molecular function: protein tag activity; ubiquitin protein ligase binding. Gene Ontology annotation, biological process: modification-dependent protein catabolic process; protein ubiquitination.
AUGGAAAUUUUUGUAAUAACAUUAAAUGGCAAAACCAUCACUUUAAUAGUACAACAGUCAGAUACUAUUGAAAAUGUGAAAAUUAAAAUUCACGAAAAAGAAGGAAUCCCAAUAAACUUCCAGCAACUUCUUUUUGGUGGACAACGAUUAUAUGAUGAUAAUCGUACAUUAUCUGACUAUAAUAUUCAAAAACAUUCAACACUACAUUUGGUAUUCCGUCUCUUGGGUGGAAUUUAAAUCUUUGUGAAAACAUCAGAAUCUAAUCUGACCAACAGCAAUUAAACUUGUCAAAAAACAAUAAGAAGGUCAUAUUAAAGUCAAUCCUUUCUUGGCACUACA